Molecule: messenger RNA, 1281 nt
Organism: Closterium sp. Naga37s-1
Lineage: Eukaryota; Viridiplantae; Streptophyta; Zygnematophyceae; Desmidiales; Closteriaceae
Source: the annotation of a GenBank genome assembly
AUGACUCCCGAAGGCGAAGAGAUUCGCACAAUAUUCGUAACAGGCUUUCCCCCAGACGCCAAGGAGCGCGAGGUGCAGAACAUGCUGCGCUGGUGGCCGGGCUACGAGGCCUGCCAGCUCACCUUUAAGGGCGACCAGCCGCUAGGAUUUGCGAUUUUCAGCACUCCUGCGAUGGCCUUUGCCGCCAGAGACGCGCUGCAGGGUCUCAUAUUCGACGCGGAUCACAACUCAGUGCUGCGAGUGGAGCUGGCUAAAACGAACCUGCACAGAAGGAAAGGUCUACCCGGGGGAGGUGACGGCUAUGAUCACUCCAAGCGCUCGAGGGUCGAUCCCAUGGCUGCUUAUAUGCCCGGUGCUGCUGCUGCUGCUAUGGGCAGCUUCAUGCCUGCAGCAUAUGACGCAUAUGCCUCCUCCUUCACGCCCCUCCCUGCUGCCCCCGCUGCUGCUCCCAAGACGUACACCCCCCUCCCUGCUCCGCCCUCGGGCAUGCCUGGAAAGAUAUACCGCGACAACCCCCCCUGCAACACCCUCUAUCUCGGCAAUCUGGGCCUGCAAGUGAGCGAAGCCGAGCUGUUGCAGAUCUUCAGCGUGACGUGGAAUCAGCAUCAGCAGUGCACACACACGGCGCUGCAGGGAAUCACUCUCGCCUUUCCUCUUCGCCUCACUUACUCCCCUUCCCCUCCUUCUGUCCCCUUCCCAACCCCUCUUCGCCAGGACGUGGAGUCAGCAUCAGCAGUGCACACACACGGCGCUGCAGGGCAUCUCUCUCGCCUCCUCUCUCCCUCACGCAGCAGUGCCCUCCCCAUUUCUCCUUCUUCUGCCCUCCUCCCCUCCUCCCCCCUCCCCUCAUGCCAGGAUGUGGACGCAGCAUCAGCAGUGCACACGGCGCUGCAGGGAAUCUCUCUUGCCUCCUCCGACCGAGGGCCUUUUGAUCAAGCAGUGUUCCUUGACUCCUCUCUCUCCCUCUCUCUUCCUCGUGUCCUCUCUCCUUCUCUUUCCCUCGUCCUCCCUCGCCUCCUCUUCCCCUCUCUCUCCCUCGUUCUCCCUCUCCUCCUCCCUCGCUCUCUCCGCCUUCUCUCCCCCUCUAUAUCCUGCCCCAUCCUCAUCUCCGUGUCUCUCUUUCUCCCUCAUUCCUCCCCUAGCACAUUCUCUCGCACUCCUCUCGGUCAGAAGGGUCACAGGGCGAUGGAGAGGGAAGGGAGGGACCCAGCGGCCGGGCCACCAGGGGCAGCAGGCGCAGGUUUAGAGCCGCCACCAGCUGGCACCGCGGGGGAGCAGUAG